AGUCCACAAUUUGACAAUUUUGACGGUUUGAAAUUUAAAAAGCUCGUGUUUGUGUGUUUAUUUCUAAUGAAUAUAAAAAAUAAGGCAGAAAAUGGCUUUACCAUUACCUUCAACGCCCAAAACUCCAUUUACAACACCAAAGAAAGUGCGUGCUAUUCGCACUCCUGUUGCCGAAAAUUCGGAAGCCUUCGUCGCCCCCACAACCCCCCGAAACCUCAUGACUCCCAAAGCAAAUAAAGCUGCAAAUACCCCGGAAUGCUUCAGUGCAGUGACACUCGAGACGCCCAAUUCGGGCUUAAAGCGAAGAAGCAGUAAAGAGAAGUUCGACAGAGUGAGUAAUUUAACAGUUGCUGUGCGAAUUCGGCCGAUGAAUUCCCGGGAAUUGGCGUGCGUGGGGGCUGCAAAUGUUGUUAAAGUACGAAACCAGGAGCUGAUCAUUCGGUCCAACCCGUUGGGCAACUCUGCAAUGAGUCUUGACCAUGUCUUCCAAUACGACCACGUUUUUUGGUCGUGUGAUGAAAGCAGUUCGUUGUAUUCGAGUCAGGAGGACGUUUUCUCCACUGUGGGACAGCCCCUCUUGAAUAGUGCCUUCAGGGGGUACAACGCGUGUCUUUUCGCGUAUGGCCAGACCGGGUCUGGCAAAAGCUUCAGCAUGAUGGGGCCCACUACUUGUGAUAUUGUCGAUAUUGACUCGGAAUUCUCCGGAAUUACGCCACGUUUCUGCCGGGAGUUAUUCGAGAGAAGCCAACUCCUGGCCCCAAAAUCGUCGGUUUCAAUCGAAGUUAGUUAUUUUGAAAUUUACAAUGAGAAAAUUCACGAUUUACUUGCCAUCUCAAAUUCGGCGAACAAAAUGCCGUUGAAAGUGAGGGAACACCCGGAAUGGGGGCCCUACGUUGUCGAUUUGAGUGUCCACAACGUCAAGUCGUACAAAGAGUUGCGAAAUUGGUUGCUUUUGGGGAACAAAAACAGGGCAACUGCUGCGACCACAAUGAAUGAAAAGUCGUCACGAUCUCACAGUAUUUUUUCGAUUGAAUUGUGCCUAACUGAAGGACUCGGUGAAAACGACACUAGUCGAAGAAGCAAAGUUAGUUUAAUUGACUUAGCAGGGAGCGAAAGGCUUGUAGGGUCACAAAACAGUGAUGAAAAAAUUCGACAAGGUGUAAGCAUUAACAAGUCACUGUUGACACUUGGAAAAGUCAUCUCGGCGCUAGCCGAUCAAAAGAAAAACCAAUUCGUGCCAUACAGAGAUUCAGUCUUGACUUGGUUAUUGAAGGAAAGUCUCGGUGGUAAUUCAUUGACUUGCAUGUUAGCGACGAUAACCCCGGCGAAUACGCAUUUGGAUGAAACUUUAGCCACUUUACGAUACGCGUGUCAAGCACGCACCAUCGUAAAUCGUGCCAGAAUCAAUGAAAAUCCCCACGAUCGUCUAAUUCGCGAAUUAAAGUCUGAAGUGCAAAGACUGAAGGCUCUGAAGCAGGACUACGAACGUCACUCUCUACUCAAUUCGUCUUUCACUCAAGUCAAUGUUAGCAACAGUGACGAAUUGGACGAAUUGAGAAGCAAGUUGCAACAAGCUGAAGAAAAAUUGCUCACCGCUGAAGACAGUUGGAAGCAAAGAUUCAUGGAGAGUACGAAAUUGCAACUGAAAGAGUUGGCAGAGUCUGAAAAACGUCGCGAAGAGUUGGAGUCGAAAGUGAGAAUAAUGAAUACAGUUGAUACAAACUUGGAUAUCUCUCUAUACAAGACUAAUUUUUUGGAAAAAUUGGAAAAUGUUCUUACAGAGGAGGAGUCUGUAGAUGAGCGCCAAAAUCUUUACAGUAUUGUCGAUUAUUGUUAUGAGAAUAAUUUGCGGUGUAGUUUGACUGCGUCUGGGGUAACAAUUUUUGACGCUGGCAACAGAAAGCAAACUGUUGUUUUAUUAAAGGAUGUUAACAAAGUGAAGAAUUUUGGAAAUAUCGGCGAUUUUUUACAAAAUUUAACGUGGACGGAGGUUAAGGACUCGAAAAAAUUGUCAAAGAGUGAAGUUAGGUCUUCAUUAAAUCAAAUUUAUCAAAUUUUAAAUAGUUUACAACCGUCCGAUAAUGAUAAUAAUUUAAAUUUGUUGUUUGCUAAAGUCAAUAAGUCACUGCAGGCUUUUGAAGCGGCUUUGUUACAUAAUUUAACUAGAAGUAAUAGUCAAAAAACUGUUAGUUUUAAUUUGUAGUUUAUUUAUUCUUAGUUUCUGUUUUGUAAUUGUUGCAUGUAUAUUUAUUAUUUUGACGUAAAAAUAAAUAUUUUUUGAUGAAGCGAGGCACAGGUUGAAAGAGUGACUAAAGGCAAAUAUUUCAUUUGAUAAUAAACGUAUUCACCUACUUUA
Molecule: messenger RNA, 2356 nt
Organism: Tribolium madens (black flour beetle)
Lineage: Eukaryota; Metazoa; Arthropoda; Insecta; Coleoptera; Tenebrionidae
Gene: neb
Product: kinesin-like protein KIF14
Exons: 2
Coding region: 92-2203 (703 amino acids)
Biological process (GO): microtubule-based movement
Cellular component (GO): kinesin complex; microtubule
Molecular function (GO): microtubule binding; ATP hydrolysis activity; ATP binding
Source: RefSeq, a predicted model, not a curated record